Molecule: messenger RNA, 2538 nt
Organism: Alternaria atra
Lineage: Eukaryota; Fungi; Ascomycota; Dothideomycetes; Pleosporales; Pleosporaceae
Exons: 5
Coding region: 1-2538 (845 amino acids)
Source: RefSeq, a predicted model, not a curated record
AUGGCGUCUUCCAGCGAAAAUCAUCCAUUAAGGCCAGACGAGGUGGGCAAACACAUUAUCCCUCCUCCGCGGCCCAGUUCCCCAUCGACUGCCGAGUACCGCCUCAACCAUUUGAUGAUCCGUAUCAAAGACCCAGAGAAGAGCAUAAAGUUCUACUGUGACUGUCUGGGCAUGCAUGUUAUCUUCGUGUUCAAUGCCGGACCAUUCACGAUCUACUACCUCGGACCACGAGAUGUUGGUAUGGCUAGUCUUGGUGCUUCAAAGGGCUUACUGGAACUAUAUUACAUUCCUGCAGACUCGUCUACGCCUUAUAAUUCUGGCAAUGACUACCCUGAUCCCGGAAUUGGAUUUGGUCAUAUAGGAUUCACGGUUCCUGAUGUCCCUGAGGCACUGGAGAGAAUUAAAGGCUUUGGCUAUGAGGUUAUCAAACCGUUGGAUGAGGCGAAAGAAGAGCAGAUGGGUAUACCAACAGAUGCCCAAUUGGGCAAGUAUGGGAAAGUACCGGAUGGGUACAAGCAUGUCUUCAGACAAUUGGCGUUCGUGAAGGAUCCAGGGGAGCUGCAUGUUCCACACCAAUCUCUGGCACCCCACGAGAACUCCAGCACACAUGCCGUCAACGAAGGCUUUCAGAGCGCCGAGCCUGGGACCAAUGCGCAGGACUUUGGAGUACCAGCGGACCAGCCAACACGACAGCCUGUCAUCGAACCGCCUACCACGUUAGAGUCAUCCAUUGACGCCGGCCAACAUGUUCCCAAGCCCACGAGGGCAAGCGAUCCCUCAUCACAUGUUACGUACAGCACUCUUGCCGCGCAACGAGCAAGAAGCAGCUCUGCUCCGACUAGACCCCAGCAAUACCCACGACGGCCCCAAGCCUACCGUCAAGCCAGCAUUGGCAUCCGGCGUAUGCCCUCCUCCAACGCCCUGAGACAAGUAGCACAACAACCUAAUGCCUCCACCGUAAGAUCGAGCACGCCUUUGCCUGCGCUGGACGAGGAGCAAGAGCUGGGACGGUUUCCCUCAUCCAAUGGAAGUCAGUCGACCCUUACGAACCCUGAGCCAGAUCGAAGUCGACUACGGAAGGUCAAGAGCGCAAUACAGACCAGGAUACCUUUUUGGGGCAACAAGGAGGAAGACAAGUCACCGACGACAAGUGCCCAUGCUGCUGCAGUGCAAGACGACAUGUCGUCCAACUACACCUCAGGCAUGGUUGAUGUCCUCGAUACCAUCGACCCAGAGGUUGCGACGCUCACUUCCUUGACAAAUAUGCAGAAUUCGCUCUUCAUCCCAAACCUGCCCUUCCUCAACCGUCGGCCCACAUACAACCUACGACGACGGAAGAGCGAGACGGAGAGUCUCGAAGCCAUCAACCGCAUACUGGAACCAGCCCGUGCUGCUCAGGCACAGGAGCAGGCAGCUCCAAGACUUCAGCGCUCCCCGACUGAAGCUACGACGACGACCAUGAUGACGAUAGAUUCGCAGCUCACUGAGUCGCGCUUCGCUGUGCUUCCCGAGGAGGCAGACUUAUCUGGCUGGAGUGUCGAGGAUAAGAAGGAAGUGAACGACCAUGUGCGCCAUAUGCUACACUCACGACGAUCCAAGAUGAAGCGCUCGUUGAAGGGUUUCGGACAGUACGUUAAGAGACCACUUGGGUUCCUUGUCACCCUCUACGCCACACUCAUUACCCUUUUUGGUUUGGCCUGGGUGCUCUUCCUUAUCGGCUGGGUCAAUGUCGGUGGACAACAGAUCUACGUCGUCCACGUCAUUGACAGUGUCCUUGUUGCUCUCUUCGCUGUUGUAGGAGAUGGACUCGCACCCUUCCGUGCCGUAGACACGUACCACAUGAUCUACAUCGCUCACUACCACCACUUCACGUGGUCGCGCCGUAAGAAGGAGAUGCUUCCUGAACUCACCGACCACAACGAUCUCCCCGCCGAACACGCUCCCGUGGCCGGACCUCGCGUCGUAGACCCGGCCGACCCCGAGAAGCAGUGGGAGUUUACUGUCUUGACGCCCAAGCAACAGGAGAAACUCGAACACCACCAGGAGAAGUUCUGCAAGUCUCACUCCUUCUACAAACCCCACGAGACAGAGACCCACUACGCCUUCCCCCUCCGCCUCCUUGUCGCCAUCGUCGUACUUCUAGACUUUCACUCCCUACUUCAGAUCUCCCUCGGCGCUUGCACAUGGGGAAUCUACUACAAGCACCGUCCUUUCGCCAUCACCACCGUCAUCCUCUGCUGUUCCAUCACAUGCAACGCCACAGCCGGUCUACUGAUCUGGCUGGGCGACAAGAAGACGCGAAAGAAGGACGUGCUCGAGCGCAUGAACAGGCAAGAAUUGACCGAGGAAGCCAUCAAAGAAGUAGAGAAGAAGAAGCAAAAAGAGAAGGAGAGGGAAAGCGAAGGUGAAUCCAGCGGUGCAGAUGAUGGCAGGGAUAGGGAGAAGAGGAGGAUCAGUCUGGAUGCUUUUAGGCCAGGCAGGAAGAGUAUGGAGCAGGACAAAGAGAAGAAACAGAGUCCCAGUGCGCGUCCUUUUUAA